CUACCAAGUACAACAUAUGACCUUCCUUGUCCUUCAGAGAGGAAUGUUGAUCUUACUAGAAAAAUACCUCUAAAAAAUCCAAAACAACCGAUUACCGUGACCACUAUUUGGAUUUUCUACUUUCGAUGAUUUAUUUGGUGGAACUGAAAAAUUAAAACCAGUUCUAAAAAAAAGUGCCAAGUGAGGUUGCAGCAAUUCAUGAACAAAGCAGUAUUGAAGUUUGUGGGACAGUCAAAGAAAUACCAUCUACUAUCAAACGAAUGGACAGUUUAAUGUCACAAGAUUUCUACACAACAUUAUAUACAAGCUUGGAAGGAUCCAAUACAUUUGCAGAAUUUAGAAUUAAAUUUGGUGGAGCACUUAGACAUAAUUAUUUCAGUUGUUGUCGUUUUGAUGACAUCAUUUUCGUUGGUUCCUAUGUUAUAUUUAGAAUGUUCCUCGUGAGUGCAGGAACGUACAAUUAUUCGUCGUGUACAUCAGACAUAUUAACCAACAUUUACUUAAUCACGGACGGGGUUCUAUCGGUGUUUGUCUUCCCUGUUCUUGUUCUCCACUGGAAAGAAAGAGUUGGUGGUUGUGUAAAUGGGUCUUCCAAAGUUGAUCCAGGAACAUUUUGGUAUUUUGUUUUGGUGGUGAGGAUCAUGUCCUCUACAUUAGGUGCUGUGAUGUUGUAUUAUAAUGUCAACAGGAUUCCAGAGUUUAAAUGUCAAGUAGGCUAUUAUUUGUCAUUUACCACUAUCAUCCUCGAGUGGAGUUUUCUACUACUAGCAAUACUCCUUCCGCUGAUGUUAUACAGUAUCGCUUAUUUCUGUGCACCUGCUUACAAUACACACAGCAGACUUGAUGGAAAUGAUAACUAG
Molecule: messenger RNA, 860 nt
Organism: Mytilus trossulus (common blue mussel)
Lineage: Eukaryota; Metazoa; Mollusca; Bivalvia; Mytilida; Mytilidae
Exons: 5
Coding region: 261-860 (199 amino acids)
Source: RefSeq, a predicted model, not a curated record